UUUUAUCUCGAUCGAAUGCGGAAAACUCGAUAUGUGAAAUGUGGAUCGUACAUUGGUCGUUGUUAUCGCGAUAAGACGUACAUUCGUCAGGAACUGCCUACAAGAUUCCGUCAGGAUACCUUACGCCUUCGAGUAGGGGAGACGUUUAUUUAUUUUUUUAUUUGUGCAUCAUUUGACAAACUAAAAGUGCCAGUUACAAUGAGUAAGCUCUUCUCAUCAAAAUCCAAUGAGUUCGAACUCGAAGCGUUGGAAGUCCACAAUGAAUUCAGAUCCGAACAUGGAGUCCCACCACUAGUCCUCAGCAAAGAGAUCAGCAAAUACAGCCAAAAAUGGGCCGAGGACUUGGCAAAAAAAGACGCCUUGGCAUACAGCCUUCACCAAAACUAUGGAGAGAACGUCUACUGCGGCUGGUCUCCAGACCCUAACACAAAGAUAAAAGCCAGAGACUGCGUUGAAAAAUGGUACAGCGAAAUCAACAACUUCUCCUUCGGCAAAGAGCCUGAUGUUUUAACCUGUGGACACUUCACACAAAUAAUAUGGAAAGGCACACGAGAGUUGGGCGUCGGCAGUGCUAAGAGCAAAUCAGGAAAACUUUACGUAGUAGCUAACUACUACCCACCAGGAAACUACAGCGGACAGUUCGCCAAAAAUGUUUACCCACCAGGCGCUAAUCAGUUUAGAAAAAACCCCAGCAACUCACCAAGAGAAUCUAACAACAAUUUGGCGCCACCGUCACCAAGCCAAAGGAACAGCAAAAACUUGAGUGAUAUAGCGUCAGAUUUAGUCAGCAAGUUCAAAUCAUCUUCAAUAUCUGGUGAGAAAUUCGAAGACGAAUUCCUUAGGGCUCAUAAUGAAUACAGAAGGAAUCACGGAGUGCCUCCAUUGGAGUUGAGCAAGAAGCUUUGUAAGUACGCCGAAGAAUGGGCGAAGACGAUAGCAAAGAAAGGCAAUACUGAACACAGAGACCAGAACGAGUAUGGAGAGAACAUAUUCUCAGCUUGGUCUAGUGAGCCAAACUUCACGGUCACAGGACGGGACCCGGUAGAAAAGUGGUACAGUGAGGUGAAUAACCACAGAUUUGGCAAGGAACCUGCAGAUUUGAACUCUGGCCACUUCUCACAAGUUGUAUGGGAAGACACCAAGGAACUUGGAGUGGGGGUUGCAAAAUCCAAAGAAGGUCACAUUUACGUCGUCGCGUAUUAUCACCCUCCGGGCAAUGUGAUCGGGAGUUUCGCCACCAAAGUUAAGCCUCCCAUUAAUUGAGUUCUUGUACACCUUCAUUAAUUCCACAGCCAAAGAAACAUUCCUUUACUUUAGACAAUUUAAUUAUUUAAAUAAGAUAUUUUUUCUACUACUACUAUUUUAAGAACCCUAUUUAAUUAUUGUUUGUACUGGAGAUUUUUACUAAUUUAUUACUCAAUUUAAAAUUAAAUUUAAACUUGCACAAAUUGACUUGAAAACAUUAAACUGAGUUUCAACAUCAGACAUAGUUUGCGAUGUUUAAUUAACAGUUAAUUAGAAGGUAUAGGACUGACUGAAAACUGAAGAACGUUUAUUUUUAGCGAUAAUAUAAUUAUUUACAACUUGUAGACAGCGUAGUAUACUUACUUAUUAUGUUAUAUCAAAUUAUCGUACUUGCCAGUUGAGAGUUUGUUUUACUAAUGAAAUCAAUUUUAAUAAAAUUGAAAAAACAUCUGA
This is a messenger RNA of Helicoverpa armigera (cotton bollworm), 1698 nucleotides long. RefSeq lists its product as uncharacterized. The transcript has 2 exons. Gene Ontology annotation, cellular component: extracellular region. The record is from RefSeq and is a predicted model, not a curated record. Lineage: Eukaryota; Metazoa; Arthropoda; Insecta; Lepidoptera; Noctuidae. Bases 16 to 1263 code for a protein of 415 amino acids.